AUGGGUAAACACGCGCGCAAGAGGCAGCGCACGGACGAUGUCGCACCCCCGCUCGGCUCAGAACUCGGGCUCGCCGACGAGGCCGGUAAAGACGACGAGGAGCGCCGGCUCGAGAGUCUGCUGUUCGGCAAGCCUUACAUCCCUUGCGGAGAGGCGAAAUCCGCGUUCAGCCAGGAGGAAGACGGCGUUGUGGGAGCAGAACUGGAGGCUAUGCUGGACGCAGAUCUUUUCUUUCUCGACCACGGCGCCCCGGCUGCUGUGCCGACAGACGACCGGGCCGGGUCUGACGCCGAGAAUGCUCUACCGACACCCGCACCUUCCGAACCUCCACAGCCUGCGCCUCUAGCCAAGCCCCGAAGGAAGGCUCCUGCGUGGGAGGAUCCGGAUGACGGUGCACUACAAGUCGAUCUGGCAGCGACGACACGUUUGCGCAAAUUGCGUGAUGCGCCCUCUGAGGAUGCUGUGGCCGGAAGGGAAUACGAGCGUCGGUUGCGGAGGCAGUUUGAGAAGAUUAACCCGACGCCUAUCUGGGCUACCAACGCUCGGAAAAAGCGGAGGAGAUCUGGUGCGGACGGACAGGGGGACGAGGUGGAUACGGAGAUGGACGCUUUGCUCUCGGGUUCUGGUGGAAUCGUGGGGCAACCGGCCAGGAGAACGAUCGAGCCGGGGACUCUUAACAUCGAGAGAUUGAGGGAUGCGAACCAAUCUGCGCCUGCGGAGGGCGAGGUCAAAGCGAUCCAGUUCCACCCUUCACCUCAGGUUCCCCUACUCUUGACGGCAAGUGCGGACAGGAGGGUGCGGCUAUACAACGUUGACGGACACACAAAUCCGCAUCUACAAACGCUACAUAUACCCGAUCUUCCAACAUCUUCUGCUCACUUUCACCCUACUGGUUCUUCUAUUCUCUUGACCGGCCCCAGACCAUACUACUACUCGUAUGAUCUACAAUCCGGGACAACCUUACGCUCCCCACGCGGUCUAUGGGGCACGACCUUCUCGCGUUCUCAUACAAAUGCAGACGAGCUGAGUAUGGAGAUCGCAGCCUUCAACCCUUCAGGCGACGUCCUUGCAGUCGCGGGUCGGCGCGGUUACGUUCAUCUUGUGGACUGGCGCGCAGGCUUGGGGCAAGUCGUGGCGAGCGUCAAGGGAAACACCACGGCAAAAUCCAUGUGGUGGUCGGGUAACCGACUCAUGACGCUCGGCGAGGAUUCGGAGGUAUACCUCUGGGACGUUGGGGAGCGGAGAUGCGCACGGAGAUGGAAGGAUGAUGGAGGCUUCGGUGCCACCGUCCUAACAGGCGACAGGCCAAGCAGCUAUCUCGCCGUAGGGUCAAAAUCUGGCAUCGUGAAUGUAUAUGGUGGCGACGCCUUUAGUGCAUCCGCCACCCAGCGUCCGAAACCGUUCAAAGCCAUUUCUAACCUGACCACGGCCAUCACCUCUGCAAAGUUCAAUCACGAUUCGCAGCUUCUCGCGCUCGCCAGCAACGCCAAAAAGGACCAGCUCCGACUAAUCCAUCUUCCAUCCUUGACCGCGUUCUCCAACUGGCCGACGGCGGGCACUCCGCUCGGCCAUGUCAGCUGCGUGGAGUUCUCUGCGAAUAGCGAAUAUCUUGCAAUGGGGAACGGCCGUGGACGUGUAUUACUCUACCAUCUUCGGGACUUCACUGUAUCCUAG
This is a messenger RNA of Peniophora sp. CBMAI 1063, 1674 nucleotides long. The record is from the annotation of a GenBank genome assembly. NCBI's taxonomy places the organism in Eukaryota, Fungi, Basidiomycota, Agaricomycetes, Russulales, Peniophoraceae.